UCUCCAACUCAUCUUUCUGCCAGAAAUACGAACAUGGGGUUCAUGCUGCCGUCCCCAACCAACCCAAGAGAGCACGCUCGUGCUCUCAUGUCUCAAAAAGAGAACAUCGAAGCCGAACUCGACGCGCAGUUUUCUAUCCUUAAAACCAAUAACGUUGAUAUGACCACACCCCUGGUUGAUCGGGAAGGCUUUCCUCGAGCAGAUCUCUCCAGGCGGUAUAUGAUCCAUCGACAGUUGGAUCAUCACCCGCUGCAUCUGAGGAGGCUUGCACAGCACACGAGUUUAACGGAUAGCGCGGAAUCGCUACUUGCCUUUGCAAGAGUGGAUGGCGUGGCCCCGAGUAGCCCCGCAGCAGAAGCGGGACUUCGACGAGAAGAUCUGAUAUUGAAGUUUGGAUCUCUCGCACGAUCAUCAUUUACAUGCAAGUGCCAUAUUGUCCCUCACGAAUCCUAGCCAUCAUCGACGCUCUUUUGAGACGGCGCAGAUGUUUAUUCAUCACAGCUUUGUACAUGUACUUAUACACAUACUGUCGAAGAUCAUUCGCUCAUCGCAGGAGCCCUUGGCAAUGCAGACGAUACGUUACGGAAUACAGUUCCGGGAUCGACCUGGUGCGGGUUUCCCGUUCCAGGUCCACUCGAGCAAUUUCAAAGUUAUUCCUUUCAAAUAUUUCAUAUUGAACGAUUUCUGACGCAAGCCAGUCAAUCGAUUGCGCAAAAAGGGCAACCUUAAUAGAGGAAGUACGGAUAGGAAGAGAUGUUCAGCCAAAGCAAUGUCCUACUUUCUGAUUAUUGAUGUAUCCCGAUUCGCAUGCAUUCGCGCCCGGUCAUGGUUUUUCACAGCUGGUAAACCCCGACAAUGGCCUUAUCCAGAUUGGCGGGUUGUAACUUUUAUACAUACCGAACGGAACGAGACUGAGCACUGCG
Suillus subaureus is the source of this 923-nucleotide messenger RNA. RefSeq lists its product as uncharacterized. The record is from RefSeq and is a predicted model, not a curated record. Lineage: Eukaryota; Fungi; Basidiomycota; Agaricomycetes; Boletales; Suillaceae. Gene Ontology annotation, molecular function: protein binding. The coding region runs from base 34 to 453 and encodes 139 amino acids. The transcript is spliced from 4 exons. Gene Ontology annotation, cellular component: nucleus; cytoplasm. Gene Ontology annotation, biological process: proteasome regulatory particle assembly.